Messenger RNA from Closterium sp. NIES-67, 4384 nucleotides. NCBI's taxonomy places the organism in Eukaryota, Viridiplantae, Streptophyta, Zygnematophyceae, Desmidiales, Closteriaceae. The record is from the annotation of a GenBank genome assembly.
AAUUUCCAGUUUAGCAGACCCCUACUAGAACCAGCGUGCUAGCGACAGCUAACUAACUCGGAUAAAUACAUCAAACGAGUGGUUGCUAGCCAUGUCAGUACUCCUCCGGAAACGAGCGAAGCUGAGCUGAGCGUGCCCUCCGUCACCGUAACGCAAUCGCUGAAAGUCCGCCACAGAAAAUGGCGGACUCUCCUCCCCGAGAUGCCAUGGAUAGGCAUAGCAGCAGCAGUGCGAGCAGCGACAAUGCUGGUCGUAAACAACGCAAGGAACGGAAGCACCAUAAAGAGAAGCACCAUAAAGAGGACAAAGGGGAGGGAGCGGAAGACACAGAGAAGAGAGUGGAAGAAGGCAACGGGAACCUGGAGGACGAGCAGCAUUCACACAGGGAGGACGAGAAGGAAAAGAAAGAGAAGAGGGACAAGAAGGAGAAGGAAAAGAAGGAGAAGAGGGACAAGGGGGAAAAAGGGGAUCAUAAAGAGAGGAAAGAGAGGAAGGAAAAGAAGGAGCUAAGAAAGGCAAUGACGCCCAGAGCAGGAGAUUUGUCUAGUCACAGAGGGGGGUUUGAGGCUCCUAGUGGGGAGCUGCGGAGGACCAGGAGUGGGGAGUCGCACUUAGACAGGGUGAAAGAGGAGGAGGAGUGGAGGAGGGAGGGGGAGGGAGUUGAGCGAGCAGAUGGGAGGACAGGGAGAGAAAAUGGAGGGAUGGAGGUGACGAAUGCUAUGGGGGCUGUUGCGACAGGCAUUGGAGGAGAGAGUAGGGAGAUGGGGGAUGCCACAGGUGCAGCAGUGGCAGCAGUUCCGGUGAGUGGGGCGAGUGGGGCGAGUGGGGAAGACGCCACCAAAGAAAGAGAAGGCUCGGGUUUGGAUUCCAGCCAUGCGAAGGGCUUGCCUGUUGGUGACUCGAAAAAUCAUCACGUGGAAGGUUCCAAAAAGGUGGUUGAUCCCGAAGACCUUCUUGCUCUUCAGGAGAGGUACAAGGCUGACCUGGAGGUGAAAGAGGCGAGAAUACGCGAGCUCGAGCAGGCGCAAGUAGCCCUGGAGGGAGAGAGAGCGGGACUGGAGGAGGAGAAACGGCGAGGGGAGGAGGAGAAGCAGCAGCUGCAGCAUCAGACGCGGCAGCUGGAAGAGGAGAAGGCAAGACUGGAAGCAGAGAAGGAGCAACUGGAAGCAGAGAAGGAGCAACUGGAAAGCGCGAAAUCGAGAUUGGAAGAGGAGUGGCAGCAGUUGCAGGGGGAGAAGCAGCAGCUGGAGGGAGAAAAGAGCGAACUGGAGGCAGAAAGAAGUCAACUGGAGGAGGAGGUGGAGUAUUUAUCCCAGGAGCUGGAGAGCGAGCAGGAGAUAGCCGCGGAAGCAGCUGAGAUGGUGCAGCGGGAGUGGGCGGCGCGGCAGGAGGCGCUGCGCCAGCUGGCAGAGGUGGAGCGCCAGCUGGCGAUGGAGGCACGCGAGGCUGACGUUGCAGCCGCUGCCGCCCAUGCUGCUGCUGCUGCGGCAGCGGUGGCGGCUAGUGCUGGUGCUGCUGAUUCCGGUGCUGCUGAUGCUGGUGUUGCUGGUGCUGGUGUUGCUGGUGCUGGUGCUGGUGUUGCUGGUGCUGGUGCUGGUGCUAAUGUAGUGCAAGGAGAAGAAGCAGCAGGCGGAGCAUCUGACGGAGAGUCCGUUAUCCUGAACGGAUCGUUGGACGCUGAUGAUGCUGCCCGUCUGGCCCAUUCCAUUCGGUCACCUUCGUUUGGAGCACUGGAAGGGGAGCAGACGCCCUCGUUUGAAGCACAGGCCACUGGAGCUGGCGUCGCAGCUGAAAGGGGUGCUGCAGCAAGCACCAGCGGCGUGGGAGGGGUAACUGACCCCUCGGGCUAUGCGUCAGACUUUUCAGGCUUUGACUUGAAGCUUCCUGCCUCCCCAGAUGAGAUCAUGCAGCCUCGGCUAACCCCCUCCCCCUCCACUUCUCAACUUCCACCGCACUCGACCGCUCACACAGCCCCUAAGCCAACACCGCACUUGACCGCUUUUUCAACCUCUAAGUCGUUCUCUGCAGCUGCUUAUGCAGACCGUGCCCAGAACUCCAGUUCUCACCAACCCAGUCGCACAGGCUCGGCAGCUCCAAAGCUGGACAUGCUGGCUCGGAUCCGAUCCGCCACGUUCGUCCUCCGGAACAGCAGCAGCCGCGGAAACACUCCGGCUGGCAACACUCCAAGCACCUCCCCCAGGGCCAAAAUUGAACCUUCCAUGAUGGUUCCUUCCACGUCCAUAGGGACUCAAGAAGGGGGAGACACGGAGGAGCUGCCGAUAUGGCUGCUGCUGCAGCAGCACCGCCAGCAGCAGCAAUUGUUGGCAGCUGCAUCAGCAGCCGAUUCAACAGCUGGGGCUGCUGUCGCUGCUGCUGCCGCCCAAAUCGCCGGAGCGGAUCCUGAUGCGGAUGCGGAUGACACAUCUCAUCCCCUGGUUCACCCCCUGGAGAAGGGGAGGGAAACAGGGACUCGGUGCAAGUCCCCUCACCGCAGACAGGUUGGUCGAUCACCCAUGGGCCGGCAGCAAGCGAGUGGCAUCACAGCAGUAUCAGCAGUAUCAGCAGUAUCAGCAGUAUCCACAGCAAGGUCGGCCGCCCAUGGCACUCGCACCCCCUUGCGCCGGCGCUGCCUCACCGGUAUCACCUCGUCCUCCCUGCCGCCCUCCCUCUCUCCAUUCGCCACUGCCGCCUCCCCUCUCUCCUCCUUGCCCACUGAGGGCUUGCGUGUUGGAGCAGCACAGGGACAAGGUAUCGCAGCGGAAGAGGCUCAGCUGUCGCUGUGGCAGAGGGCGCAUGGCACUGGCUUCGUGCAUGUGCUGCUGCAGCUGUCGCUGCACAGGGUGAACCGGCUCGAGGACCACCUGGGGAGAGCAGAGGCAGCAGCGGCAGCAGCAGCAGCAGCAGCUGGUUCUGGUGCUUGUGGUGGUGGUUCCGCUGCUGCCUCUGCAGGCCCUGGCUUGUUCUCCAGCCUCUCUUUCAGCCGAUUGUUCCUGCCGGUUGCAGCCACAGCCGCAGCAACAGCAGCUGCCACAGCCACAGGAACAGCCGCAGCUGCUGCCUCAGGUGCAGGUGCAGGUGCAGGUGCAGGUUCAGGUGCAGGUGCAGCCAACAGUUCGUUUGAAAAACAAGCAGCUGGUUCCAAUAUCACUUCACAAGGUGUGGCCAGCACCGAGCUCUUGAGAUUUGGCACUGGAAGCAACAGCAGAAGCAGUGGCAGCAGCAAUGGCAACAACACCAGUGGCGGUGGCAGCAGCAGCACCAGUGGCGGCAGCACCAGUGGCAGCAGCAGCAGCAUCGCUGCUCUAGCACUUUCUCUCAGCUCUCGCUUCUCCUUUUCUCAUCGGGCGGACGAAGGCAAGCAGAAGCCCAGCAGUGAAGGCCCAGGCAGGCUCGUGAGCGAAGCUCGGCUGGAGGCUCGGCAAGAGACUUGGCAAGUUGCUCGGAAGGAGGCUCGGGAGCGCGGAGUGGAGCUGUACGUGCUACAGCUACAGGCGGAGGCUCUUAAGGCUACAGCCGGUGUGCUUUGGGCCGAAGCUAGUGUGGAGGAGAGGACUCUGCAAAAACUAAGGCUGGAGAAAGCAGAUGUAGCAGAAAGGAUGGGGGGGAUAGAGGCCACGCUUGGUGUAGUGACAGGGGAAAUGGAGGCUCUUGAGGGGAGCGGGGAAGUAGAGGAGGAGGAUGGGGUGAAGUCUUCUCCAGACGUGGUAACUGCCCAUGGUGCGGAUGCCUCAAGAUAUGGCGGCAGCAAAGGGGAGGAGACGAGUGGGGAGAAAGGGGAGCAGAAGCACUCACUGCCGGUUGACCAGAAGCACUCACAGCCGGCUGACCAGAAGCACUCACAGCCGGCUGACCAGAAGGUCUCACAGCCGGCUGACCAGAAGGUCUCACUGCCGGCUGACCAGAAGGUCUCACUGCCGGCUGACCAGAAGGUCUCACUGCCGGCUGACCAGAAGGUCUCACUGCCGGCUGACCAGAGGGUCUCACAGCCGGCUGAUCAGAAGCACUCACUGCAGAAGUCCCGAGAUCGUCUCCUGAAGGCCUUAUCGGAUGCAAGGAAGCAAGUCAAAGUGCUGGACCAGGCCAUUCUUGCCAGCUGCCAUGCGCUACAGGGCAAAGAACAGGAGAGAGACAUGGUGCUCCGGCGCUUGAGCGAUGCUGAGACAAAACUUGCCACCCUGAAGUUAAUGGAAAGUACUGCCACCGACUCUGUUCCAGUGAGUCAGAAGAUGUUGGAGCGUUUUCUCCUCGUUGGCCCCUUUCUUAGCAACCAUGCUGCCAGAGGUCCUCGACUUCUCACCUCCUCAACCGCGUACAGCUCAACCCCUUCCUAGCUAACUCCUGACUUCAUAUAGUUCUGAAACGCAUGAUGCAGUUUUUAUUAUAC